Messenger RNA from Saccharomycodes ludwigii, 2145 nucleotides. RefSeq names its product Doa1p (gene DOA1). Gene Ontology annotation, biological process: proteasome-mediated ubiquitin-dependent protein catabolic process; ubiquitin recycling. Gene Ontology annotation, molecular function: ubiquitin binding. NCBI's taxonomy places the organism in Eukaryota, Fungi, Ascomycota, Saccharomycetes, Saccharomycodales, Saccharomycodaceae. The transcript has a single exon. The record is from RefSeq and is a predicted model, not a curated record. The coding region runs from base 1 to 2145 and encodes 714 amino acids. Gene Ontology annotation, cellular component: cytoplasm; nucleus.
AUGGCUUACACACUAUCUGCAACCUUGGAAGGUCACGACCAAGAUGUUAGAAAUUUAAUUGCAAUCGACGCCUCCACUUUUGCUUCAUGUUCAAGAGAUGGUUCUGUUAGAACUUGGAUGCAAGACAAUAUAAAUGGCGCUAGUAGCAACGAAUGGAAAUCUUUACUUGUUCAUCAUACUACCGCUUUUAUCAAUAGCUUAUGUUUUCUCGAUGGCAUUUUAUAUUGUGGCGGCACUGAAGUCAUUAUUCAAGGCUUUCCUUAUUUAUCAAGUCAAGAAGAAAAUAAUAAUGAGCCACUUUUCAGUUUAAUUGGACACUCAAAAAAUGUAUGUGCUCUUUCUUCUUAUAGUUCUGAUGACGGAGAUGAUUACAUAAUUAGUGGUAGUUGGGAUCAAACUGCGAUUGUUUGGCAAAAUGGAGAACCUUUGUACAGAUUGGUUGGCCACGAGGCCUCUGUUUGGGAUGCUAAAUUUAUCAACAAACAUAAAUUUAUAACUUGUUCUGCUGACAAAACAGUCAAGAUUUGGGAAAAUGAUAAAUGUGUAUCGACUUUUACACACUUGCACACUGAUGUAAUUAGGUCAAUUGAUGUACUUGGCGACCAUUUUAUAACAAGUUCCAAUGAUGGUACCAUUAAAUACUGCGAUUUUGAUGGGAAGAUUUUGAAGGAAUUUUUGGGUCAUGAAAGCUUUGUAUAUCAAGCAAUUUUUGCUCAGGAUAAAAAAAUAAUCAGUUGUGGGGAAGAUAGGUCCAUUCGUAUAUGGGAUUUGGAAACAGGUAACAUACUACAGGUCAUUACGGUACCCUCGAUUUCUGUUUGGUCCGUUGUCCAGUUAAACAAUGGCGACAUUGUAGCCGGAAGCAGUGAUCACCUAAUAAGAGUUUUUACCCAAGAAAAAUCAAGGUUUGCUUCAGAUUUAGAACUUGAAAAAUUUAGAUCAUCCGUUGAAAACUCAGCAAUAAAUUCAAAGACAUUAGGCAUAGAUGAAACAAAAUUGUCACCGUACGAAGUUUUACAAUUUCCCGGAAAAAAAGAGGGGCAAGUAGUUGCAGUUAAAACACCCACCGGUGCAAUUGAGGCACACCAAUAUUCAAGUGGAGUUUGGGGUAAGAUUGGAGAUGUUGUUGGGUCAUCUGGAAACGAGUCAAAAGUUGAGUUUGAAGGUCAAACAUAUGAUUAUGUUUUUGAUGUUGACGUUGAAGAGGGUAAACCGCCAUUAAAGUUACCAUGUAAUGCGAAUGAUAAUCCCUAUGAUGUUGCAGAACAAUUUUUAGCAAAAUAUGAUUUGCCAGCUUCUUUUAAAGAUCAAGUUGUUAGAUUUAUCAUUAAAAACACUGGUGGUGUAGAUUUAAGCACCAAAGAAAAUAAGGUAAAAGUGAGUAAUAUUUUGCCAUCGAAGGAAAAUUUUCUUUCCUUGGACAAUUUUAAUGUUGAUAAACUGUAUAGUGGUAUUUGCAAAUUAAAUUCUAACGAGGAAAAUAAUUUUGAGGAACCAACUUUAAAUGAAUUGAGGAUUGCAUUGGAAAAUCCCGCUACGAAUGUUGACUUUUUAUGGACUAACGCUGCCAUUAUUAGGGCUAAUUGGAAGCAGAAGGUUCCUGCAUAUGAUAUCCUGAGGAUAAUUGUACCUUAUUUGCCCAGUCCUGAUAAUUUAACUGAAUUCAUCACUGAAGGUCUAACUAGUGAAAGUUUGGUAGUAAAAAUGUUAACAGUAAGAUCUUUAGUGAAUAUAUUUCAAAAUAGUGACUGGGGAUUAGAGUUAAUGUCUUCACCAAGUAUUUACGAAUCUAUUUUUUCUGUUAUUGAUUCUGAAUACAGUGAAAAUUUUAGACAAAAACCACAAAUGGCUAUAGCUAUUUCUAGUUUAGUUUACAAUUAUACUGUUUUGAUUUUAAGGGAGAACAAGUACGAAUUAAUUCCUACCAUUGCUGACGUUUUAAAUAAUAAAUAUGGUAGUAGUCAUUUAGUUUUAGAUUCUGAGGAGGCGUCUUAUAGAUUAUUGAUUGCAUUUGGUAACUUAGCCACGAUAGAGCAUUCUUUGCUACAAUACUAUUCCAGUAUUAGUUGGAUUAAAGACGUUAAAGCAAGAUAUGGUACCGAAAAGCGAUUUUCAUAUGUAUUUGAUGAUUUAAGUUCUAUGUAA